CCCAUUCCCUAUUUGUACCCUAAUAGUGUAAAGUGACCUAGCAUAAUCCGGUCCAUCUCAAUUUCCAGUGUGGGCUUUCAAAAUAAGAGUGGGGGAACAGUCACACAGACUAUUUUAAUUUAAACACGUGUGUUUAGUGUAGAGUACUCGUUUUUCCGCCGUUAACGACUACGCCGAUCUUGAGUGAACGCUAACGAGGUAGACGUUAGCUAACGUCCACGUUGCCAUUUAAUUCAUUAUCCCGGCUAUUUAUUCGCAUUAAAAAGUUUCAAAUGAGGUGUCACAGGGUCAAUGCAGACACGCCUUUCAAGGUACCUCUGUUGCGGCGACAUGCUAGAGGGGUUUCAUCAUUUAAAAAGAAGGAAGAAAUACCCGAGGAAGGCACUGAAGGCAAUUCCAGUACAGCAAAUGGUCACUUACAGAACAGCAGCAGGCCCUCACAACCCAAACCCCAUUUUCAUCCAAGCUCCACUAAAACCAUCUUGCCGAUAACAGCAUCAUCAGCUGAACAGGUCACUUGGGGUCAGCCCGCGUGUCAGGUGAGAUCAAACCCAGUUCAAACAGGGCUGACGGUGACAGCAGCUGACAACUCAAGUGACUCCUCGGACGAUGAUGUCUUCUGCGACUCUGAAGCCUCCACAAGCCUUUCUUCCCCAGAGAUCUUCAGAAAUGACCGUAAUGAGACAGGAAUGUUUAAUAUCUCCCUCAUGGACCCCAAUGAGCUGGUGGAUGUCCAGAAAACCUGGGUGAGGAACUCCACAUUGGUGAAUAGUGACCACAAGAGUAUCAACAUGUACCAGACCAUCAACCUCUCUACCAUCCUCGACACCACCUCCGUUAUGGUCAACACAAACAACAAAAAAAGUGAACAGGAGCCGAGUGUUGACGAUUCUCAGUCUUGUUCGGACAAAUCCUCAAAGGGCAAACCCCUUAAACCUGCCAAUGCCAGGAGGCCCAUCUCGUACAGGAAAUUGGCUACCUUUAAAAAUGAUCCUGUUGCCAAACAGGGGGCCCCGAAGCCAUGCAAGGAGCAGGAUUCUGAAGAGAAUGGUGAGGUCAUGUUUUUCCACUUUGACUCCUCCUCCAGGAUGGAGUUCUUUAAGGAAUAUCGAAAGCGGUACUCCCAACUUGCAGUUUGGCACUUUGAACCCUCCGUGCCGUUAUGCUGAAUAUAUCAUUUUGCCCCAAAACAGUGUUUCGCACCGAAAAAAUAGAAAAGGAGAAUGUGAGUUUUGUGCAAGUUUGAAGUUCAUAUAUGUUUAUACUGAUGAAUGGCCACUAGAUGUCAGGCGUGUGUAACCUGACAAAUGAGUUUCGAGUUGCUUUUAGUUUCACAUAAAAUGUUCAUGGUAUGUACGUAAUUUAGUAUAUAAUGAACUUUUAGGCCGGUGUUCCGUCCAAAGUAGUGCAAGUUACAGUAUUUUGUGUCAUGUCUUGUUUGAAGGCUUUUCUGUCGGGACAAGAAUGUGUAAAAUAAUAAAU
Molecule: messenger RNA, 1482 nt
Organism: Corythoichthys intestinalis (scribbled pipefish)
Lineage: Eukaryota; Metazoa; Chordata; Actinopteri; Syngnathiformes; Syngnathidae
Exons: 8
Coding region: 273-1169 (298 amino acids)
Source: RefSeq, a predicted model, not a curated record